AUGGAAGAUCACUGGGACGAUAUUCCCCGACAGGCAUGGAGGGCGUUUCGAAAAAAGCUCGGUCUACCAGCCUCAUCGGAUGUGAAAAUCCUCAGCGAAUUAGUAAAGGAGCUCCUUACUCUAGCCCCGUCAUCACUACCAUAUACUAUAAUAAGCUACCCGGGUAUAAUAGCGCUUUACAGCGAAGACAUCAUCGACACAGCAGAGUAUCUAGGACUUCGCAAGCUACAAGGAUACUACACUUAUCAUCUACGUGAAAUCGUUGCGGCUUAUUCUGGACAUGGGAUGGGGCUAUGCAGACACUUUGAGAAUAAAGACCAAUGCGAGAAUGAAAGCUCUCAGCUACCAGAUCGCGUCACACUCCUAGUUGAAUAUACUGAACAAGCGCUCUUACUCCAGACAAGUGUUCUACGUGAAGCAAUAGACCUAGGGGGGACUUAUAUUCUUGCGGCGGCUUCGUUUGAACUGGGCGGCAACUCCCAGAUGGCCGGACACGCUUGCCGCGUGGCAGAGUUUGUGGAUCAAUUCUUGAGGAAGUGGUACCAGGGUCAGCUCAUCCCGGAGGAGAUUCUGGUUAUCAUCACAGGGAACCUAGAUGACUCUGUACGAGAGGCCAUCCAGGAAGCGGUUAAGGGGUUAGUGGCAAAGGUACAGCUGACUGCCUCUCAAUCGGAGUAUGUUGCUGCUCGAGGUGCUGCGGAGCUCGCCUGGAGGGCAAAUAUCCUGGACAAAUCUAUGUGA
Talaromyces rugulosus is the source of this 741-nucleotide messenger RNA. RefSeq lists its product as uncharacterized. Bases 1 to 741 code for a protein of 246 amino acids. The transcript has a single exon. NCBI's taxonomy places the organism in Eukaryota, Fungi, Ascomycota, Eurotiomycetes, Eurotiales, Trichocomaceae. The record is from RefSeq and is a predicted model, not a curated record.